GGCCUAAAGGCAGGAGCGCAGAGGGAGAGCUGCACCUUGCAAGCCUUGGAGCUGGAGGCCUCCUCUCUGACCAUGGCUGCAGAGGCUCGGUGGAGCUACCAAGGGGACCCCCAGGAAGGCCAGCACGCCCCUCUUGUUUACCAAUGGCAAACUGAAGAGCUCUGAAAAUUGACUUUCAACUUGUACAGAAGCAAAAAGGCCACAAACCCAAGAAAGAAGCAGAAGUAACUUUGAACGCAGAAACAGAGAGGCUCUCUUAUGUGGGAAGUAAUUUUGGUACAGGAGCCCUGAAGUGCAAUAAUUUAUGCAGGUACUUUGUUAGUGUGUUAGACAAGAACUCUGGAGAAAUGGAAGUCUACAAUGCAGAAUUAUUCAACAUGCAGCCCUUGGUUUCAGAUGAUGUACCAGAUGAUGAUCUAUCAGAAUAUUUGGCUAAAUCCUACAGAGAGAAGGUCGAUCUCUGUAUUGAAGCCUUUGGAACCAACAAGCAGAAAAAAGCUCUCAGCUCUCGGAGAACGAAUGCAGUCAGCAAGGAGGUCCUAAAUAAAGCAGUGAUCAAAGCAGCAGAAGAUAUUAUAGAGACAAAGGGCACGGCUGCUUUGGUCAGUGAUGCAGCAGAAGAUAAGAAGUCAAAUAUUUCUGUGGUCCUUCCUCCAUGCCAUGAAGAUGCAGAGAAACCAGAAGAUGUUUACAAAUUUGAAGACCUUAUUUCACCUGCUGAAUACGAAGCACUACAAGCUCCAGCUGCAGCAUUCAUAAACAUCACAGCAGAAGACAUCCUUAAAAUGACAGAAGAGAAAAGCCGCUGCUCCUUUGUCUUGAAUGAACUUAAAUCGAUGCCUGUGAAUGAGAAGAGUCGCGACCAUAAAGCCCGAUGUCUCUGGUUCCUAGAUACUCUUGUCAAGAUGAACUCACAACGUAUGGUGAAAAAGAAAAAUGGUUUGGGACCUGAGUGUCCAGAUGUCAUCAGCAACAAGCUUGUGAGAACUUUCACAGUGCUGUCCUAUGGCGGUGGCAGGUAGACAUUUUUAUUUUGUUGUCAAGUCUAGCAAAAUUUCUGAAUCAGAAUUUUGAGCUGCUUUGUUUUGAUCACUCAGGCCAGGCAGAAUGGCGAUUUCACAGGA
This is a messenger RNA of Sceloporus undulatus (fence lizard), 1124 nucleotides long. RefSeq names its product RNA polymerase I subunit E (gene POLR1E). The transcript has 10 exons. Gene Ontology annotation, molecular function: DNA binding. Gene Ontology annotation, biological process: RNA polymerase I preinitiation complex assembly; transcription elongation by RNA polymerase I; nucleolar large rRNA transcription by RNA polymerase I. The coding region runs from base 348 to 1022 and encodes 224 amino acids. Lineage: Eukaryota; Metazoa; Chordata; Lepidosauria; Squamata; Phrynosomatidae. The record is from RefSeq and is a predicted model, not a curated record. Gene Ontology annotation, cellular component: RNA polymerase I complex.